Messenger RNA from Dermacentor andersoni, 849 nucleotides. RefSeq names its product peptidyl-prolyl cis-trans isomerase A-like. Gene Ontology annotation, molecular function: cyclosporin A binding; peptidyl-prolyl cis-trans isomerase activity. Lineage: Eukaryota; Metazoa; Arthropoda; Arachnida; Ixodida; Ixodidae. The record is from RefSeq and is a predicted model, not a curated record. Gene Ontology annotation, cellular component: cytosol; cytoplasm. Gene Ontology annotation, biological process: protein peptidyl-prolyl isomerization; protein folding.
AUGGCGGAAUUCGACGACGUUCAAAACAACCAAGGAGGAAGUAAAGACAGGGAACACGAUGUCAUGCAGGCAGCACCUCGGAAGGCCAAGCUACUCUCAGGCCCUCCCUCUCUUCGGGGCCUAUGUGCACGUUGGCUCUCGAGAACGCCCUCCAAGGUUGUCGAAACUGUCGAGCCCGCAGAGAAGUCGCACAAGCAGCAAGAUGAGCAGCAUUGUCGACGGUCGUCGCACAACGAAGACCUGUUCGAGGAUUGCGAGACGACGCUGAACGGGUUGACGUCCAGGAACCCGCACUGUUUCCUGGAGCUGACGGCCAAAGGGAAGCCCCUGGGCCGACUCGAGAUCGAACUGCGGGCCGAUUUGGUGCCUAGGACGGCCGAGAACUUCCGGCUCCUCUGCACGGGAGAGAAGGGCUUCGGCUACAAGGGCAGCACGUUCCACAGGAUCGUCAAGGACUUCGUCUGCCAGGGCGGCGCGUUCGAAACGUCCACGGGCAAGAAGUGCGGGCGAUCCGCGUACGAGCAGCGGUUCUUCGAGGACGAGAACUUCGCGCUGAAGCAUACGGGACGCGGCCUGCUUUCCAUGGCCAACCUGGGGCCCAACAGGAACGGCUCGCAGUUCUUCAUCAUGCUCGCCAAGCAAGUCGCCUCGUUAUACGGAGCGCAGAUGGGGCGCCUGUGCCUUAUUGUGGGCUGUUUGCUUUUCAGGGCGCCGUUCAUGGACAACAGGCACGUGGUGUUCGGCAGGAUCACCAAGGGCAUGAACGUGGUCAAGACCAUGGCCUCCUACGGGACCAUCAGCGGCAAGCCAACGACCGAGGUGGUGAUCGCCAACUGCGGAAGCCUCUGA